GACAAAGAAACACAUCACUAUUUAUUCUCUCGUAUUAAACAGCUUGUAUCUCGCAGUCUUUUGUUGUUGUUGUCUGUUUGUGUGUGAAUUUUUGCUUUGCUUGAUUCUCAGCAAACACCAAAUCGCACCAAUAUUUAAUUCAUUAGUUCAAAGUCGGUGUGUGAGAAACGAAAUUCAGUUGACAAUUGGUUUAAAGCGACGAAAAACAUCUAGAUUUGAACCAAUUGCGAGGAGGAGAGCAGCAAAGAAACGAAACACGAAAUAUUCGAAGGAACCCAUCCAAACGGGAACGGGAACACAACGAACAGAAAAAAUGUUCAAAUCAAACGCGGUGCAUUUGAAAAUCACCAAAAUCAUUUUUCGAUUAAUUUUGAAUGAUUUUAAAGAAAUUGUGUAUUCAUUUUGAUGGCAUUUUAGUAAAUGCUGAAACAACAACGGUUGAUCGGUUGUUGGUGCGUCGAGUGUUGUUGCUGUUGUUGAGCAAAAGAGUUUGGUGUUUGAGCCGCGUAAACACCGCUCACAGUGCCAGAUAGAUACACACAUAGAGAUUUGUAAACCCGAGGGACUGUACUGAUUAUAUGUAUUUGAUAGUUCGGCUGUACACAUUUUUCCUUCAUCCAUCCAUUCGAUGCCAUUACAAAUACACACCAAAACGAACGACGUGAAUAAACGUGCAUGUGAAUGGAUGCGCAGCGCCAAACCUAUCAUCAUAAAUGCCAUUAGAUGCGCUUUAUAAAGUGAAAAUUUGAAGAAGAGGAAAAAAAGAAAAGAAACAAAAUACAAGUGGAAGAAUAACACGAAUAAAAAAGGAAGAAAACGCAAAAGAGAAGAAUACAAGAAGGAGAGAGAGAAAAAAACAACGAAACAAAAAGAAAAGAAAUAGAAAAAAGAUAAAGGAAACGAAAGAAAAGAGAUUUGAAUUUAAUUCGAAGAAUUAUAGAUUGUGUGUUUGUGAGACCAAUUAGUGCAAUUCGAUGCAUGCUUGAGAUGGUAUGGUGUGUGUGCGUGCGGCCACCAUUUGCUAUGUGAAAACAAAUCGAUUUUGAUUUUGAGGCGCUCAAGAGGACAAACAAUAGACAACGACGACGAAACUGAAAUUCAUACAGGAAUUUUUCCAAUUGAGAGUACGAAUCACAUACACGUUAAUAACACGUUAGACAUCGAGAACGGUGACACAUCGAAUUAAACGAACCUAAUACGAACAAACAGAAGAAAAAAAACCGAGCCGAUUCUCAUUUCAAUUUGAUUAUAAAAAGCCAUGGCCGCAUUAGGCAUUGGCUUAUCAAAGGUGUUCAUUUUGGAUAAAUAUUUUAAUGAACUAUCCAAAUAUUGGGAAACCGAGAUUAAGCUACAAGACGCUUCAUCGACAAACGAAGCUGUUCAUUUGCAGCAACGCCUGAAAAGCCUGAGUAGCGAAUUGGUCACGUUGCGGAAUCGGUUGCAUGUUGACAAUACCAAUGUUGAUGUGACACUGACUGGCGACGCUACCACUGGCGCUGCUGUUAAUUUGGUCACAUCACCCAAUCCAACGACAAAUCUAACCAAUGGACCAUUCGUUACGAAUCAUUCAAACAUGCAAAUCGACUCAACAGCAAUACCCAUAGCUAACAAAUCCAGUCCAAAGCAGGCAUAUCAAAUGACUUCCAGCAACACUUUGCCGCAUGGAAUCAAUUCCGUUCCAAUAGUUUCACCCAGAAAUACCUCAAUACCUCAUCCACUACCGCAUCAUAUCACAGGAAAAAAUCAUGAAAUUGCUGGCAACGGAGGAACACUUCGUCGUGUACCACCUGAAAUUGUUGCAAAUGAAAUCAUUACAAAGCCACACGCAAGGAUCAUCUCGCCCAGCAAAACCGUCACCAGUCCGCAUAAAAUUUUGGCUAAAGACAUGGAAGAUUUAAUCCACCUGCAAGGACCGCUCACUGAAGAUGCCGUCAUGCGAACGCUUCAAGCACGUUUCAACGAGCACAAAUAUUUUACAAACGUUGGACCAAUUUUGCUAUCGAUCAAUCCGUAUAAUGACGUUGGAAAUCCGUUGACAUUGUCAUCGACGAGAACAUUAGAAUUGGCGUCACAAUUACGAAAAAUCGUUUUGGAAGCGGUUCGUCAACAGGCUGAAACUGGAUAUCCGCAGGCGAUCAUUUUAUCCGGCACAUCUGGGGCAGGUAAAACCCACUGUUCCAUGCUUUUGUUACGGCAAUUGUUUGCCGUGGCUGGUGGCGGCCCCGAAACAGAUGCAUUCAAACAUUUAGCCGCCGCAUUCACGGUGCUUCGAUCACUUGGUUCGGCGAAAACAUCGACCAAUUCAGAGUCCAGUCGAAUUGGGCAAUUUAUCGAAGUGCAAGUCACAGAUGGUGCAUUAUAUCGAACAAAAAUCCAUUGUUACUUCUUGGAUCAAACACGUGUCAUUCGGCCGUUGCCCAAUGAGAAGAACUAUCACAUAUUCUAUCAGAUGUUGGCUGGUUUGAGUCGAGACGAGCGCAUCAAAUUGAAUCUUGAGGGAUACUCGCCAGCCAAUCUACGAUACUUGCAAGGAGGCGAUAUUCGACAGGACGAAAAGGAGGAUGCAGCCCGGUUUCAAGCGUGGAAAACGUGCUUGGGUAUACUCGGCAUUCCAUUCUUAGAUGUGGUUCGAGUGUUGGCCGCCGUUUUGCUACUGGGAAACGUUCAAUUUGUCGACGGUCAGGGCUUGGAAGUUGAUAUCAAAGGCGAAUCCGAAUUGAAUUCAAUCAGUUGCCUGUUGGGAGUGCCGGCUUCGGCUUUAUUCCGUGGACUGACCACCCGUACUCACAAUGCCCGUAACCAAAUAAUUAAAUCCGUUUGCGAUGCAAACAUGUCGAAUAUGACGCGAGAUUCAUUGGCAAAAGCACUGUACUGUCGCACCGUUGCGACAAUCGUUCGUCGUGCCAACAGCUUGAAACGGCUCGGAUCAACGCUCGGCACACUCAGCUCUGAUUCGAAUGAAUCAGUACACAAUCAAGGCGACAUUACGAGUCAACAUGCUUCAACGAUUGGUGGCAAUUCUGGCUCGAAAUCGAUGGCUGCUUUGAACAAUGCCGUCAGACAUGCAACCGAUGGAUUCAUCGGAAUUUUAGAUAUGUUUGGCUUUGAAGAGCCCAAACCCGCUCAACUCGAACAUUUAUGCAUCAAUUUAUGCGCGGAAACCAUGCAACAUUUCUACAAUACGCACAUCUUCAAGAGUUCAGUGGAAUCGUGCCGUGACGAAGGGAUUAUGGUUGAUACCGAUGUCGAUUACGUCGACAAUGUGCCAUGCAUUGAUUUGAUUUCAUCGUUGCGAACGGGUUUAUUGAGCAUGUUGGAUGCGGAAUGUGCGGUACGUGGCACGGCCGAAAGCUAUGUGGCUAAAAUUAAAGUGCAGCAUCGCAAUUCAACACGUUUGGAAAAUAAGCAAACCGAAUUACAGGAUCCACGUACAUUUGCCAUUCGCCAUUUUGCCGGUCGCGUUGAAUAUGAUACAACCGAUUUUCUUGACACCAACCGUGAUGUGGUGUCCGAUGAUUUGGUGUCAGUAUUUUAUAAGCACACUUGCAAUUUUGGAUUUGCCACCCAUCUAUUUGGUUCGGAGCUGAAGGCGUUGUAUGCCGUUGAGAAUGUACCACGAGGUUUGAGCUUUAGAAUUGCACCCACCUCGCAUACCGAUUUACUCAAUGGCGAUGAACCCGUUUCCACAUUGACACAAGAUUUUCACACUCGUUUGGAUAAUUUACUGCGAACGCUUGUUCAUGCUCGGCCGCAUUUCGUUCGAUGCAUUCGAAGCAACGGAUCGGAAGUGCCUCGAACUUUUGAACGACAGACAAUUGUGAAGCAAAUUCGAUCGUUGCAAGUUUUGGAAACGGUGAAUUUGAUGGCAAGCGGUUUUCCACAUCGGAUGCGAUUCAAACACUUCACCGGACGAUAUCGAAUGUUAGCUCCAUUCCGUAUGCUUCGCCGAAAUGAUGACAAAGCUUUGGAUGAUUGCAAAUUGAUAUUGCAAAUCGCAAUGGACACACCGCCCGACAUUCAAGGAACAGUCACAUUGUCAUGGGCACCGGGGAAGAGGCAUGUUUUCCUCAGCGAAGGAAUUCGACAACAUUUGGAGAAAUUGAGAACGGAUAUUCGCAUGAGAAGCGCCACUAUCAUCCAGGCAAUGUGGCGAGGCUAUGCACUCAGGCGACGCAUUGGUUCAGUAAAACGUACAACGCGAAAUGUCGUUUCGAAUAAUAUUCAUUCCAAUAAUACAAAUACAGCCAAUCGUCCGACAGCUAAAACCGCAGCUGCACGAGUGACUCGUCCGCGACCGCAACCAAUCGCUGGAACACCGCCACCUGAUCCAAACGAAAAGUGCGAUGCGAAUAUCAUUCAGCAAACGUGUAAUCUCUUUGGUCUUGAUUUGGAGCGACCACCGCCAGUUCCGCCAUCUCGAUCGUAUACUGUGACCGGAAACUCAAAAUUGGGCUAUCCACAAACUCGCCUCAUGAAAAUGAAUUUCCCUGAAUUUUCGGCACUGAAUCCUCCUACGAAGCAGUUGCGUAAAGGAGAAACAGUCACUGUGGUCGGUGCGUCACACCGACGCGGCCAUCUAAUCGUGCAACACAAGGGUGUUACAUUCAACGUUCCAUUCCAAUACAUGGAACUGGUGAAAACGGUUCCAAAUGGACCCGUGAAUAUUUAAUAGAAAUCACGCAAUUUAAUACACAUCUAGAAUUUUUUAAGCAAAAAAAAAAGAAGACUGUAAAUAACUGAACUCUUUAUUCGAGCAAAUAAUUAUCGUAAUAUCCGUCUAAGAAUUAAGCAAUUUUAAACAAGAAUGUAUAAAAUGAAUUCGUUUCAGUCCACAACGCAAAUAAUAUUAGUGUAUGCUAUAAGUUUCAUAAUAAAAUCGAAGCAAUCUUAUAACUCUAAUGUCAGAGUGAGAAAAAAAAAACAGUUUUGAAUUGGCCAUUUGCAAUGAUGCAUUUGAUGCAACGAGUGAUUUUGUCUUUCAAAUAAAAAAAUUACGGCAAACAUCGGAUAAAUUCUAUGAUGUAAGAGUUUAAUGACACAUUAUCGCCUUUUUCCUUUCGUUACAAGAUAUCAUUCUUCGUUCAAAAAAAAAAGCAAAAUCCGAAGAACUGAAGUUAUUAAUUUGCCACGAAUGAAAAAUGUGCGCUACGAUUAUGACAUGGAAAUGAUGCAAGUUUCCUCAUUCAUGCGAUUUCGCUGUACGUUCAGCAAAACAAUAAGUGCCAAGCGAUAAGUUUUUAUGUAAAUAGUACUAUGAUUACGAUAAGAAGCUUCUUGAUAUUAAUUUUUGUUUUCAUUGCAAUUUAUAGAGAGAGAGAAUAUAAUUCCCCAUAUUGCGAGAGUGAUCCACUUGACAAUAAAAAAAAAAUCUCAGAAUUUAUUGAAAGAAAAAACCGCUUCCGCUUAUAGCAAUUUAAGACAAACAUCCUGACUGGCAUUCACUUUUCUCUCCCAUUAUCGGCAUUUAUAUUUUUCAUAUAUAUUUGUAGAACAGAAAAUAAACAAUGCAAUUGCAACAAUUCCAAUAAA
Molecule: messenger RNA, 5529 nt
Organism: Sitodiplosis mosellana (orange wheat blossom midge)
Lineage: Eukaryota; Metazoa; Arthropoda; Insecta; Diptera; Cecidomyiidae
Gene: dachs
Product: unconventional myosin-IXa
Exons: 8
Coding region: 1259-4669 (1136 amino acids)
Biological process (GO): vesicle transport along actin filament; actin filament organization
Cellular component (GO): vesicle; myosin complex; cytoplasm
Molecular function (GO): ATP binding; cytoskeletal motor activity; actin filament binding
Source: RefSeq, a predicted model, not a curated record